This is a messenger RNA of Periophthalmus magnuspinnatus, 1948 nucleotides long. RefSeq names its product tripartite motif-containing protein 16-like. The record is from RefSeq and is a predicted model, not a curated record. Gene Ontology annotation, molecular function: zinc ion binding; protein binding. The coding region runs from base 20 to 1642 and encodes 540 amino acids. The transcript has a single exon. Lineage: Eukaryota; Metazoa; Chordata; Actinopteri; Gobiiformes; Gobiidae.
GAAUGAUUGAAGGGCUGAAAUGGCACAAGCUGGAGCCAGCAAAGAGAAAUAUUUGUGUUCAAUUUGUUUAGAUUUCCUCAAGUAUCCAGUUACUAUUCCUUGCGGACACAACUACUGCAUGGACUGCAUUACCAACCACUGGGACACACAACGGGAAUUGUAUACGUGCCCUCAGUGUAGAAAGUACUAUGGCUCAAGACCGAUUCUUAUGAAAAAUACUUUAUUGGACGAGUUGGUGGAAGAUUUCAAAACGAGUAACAUCCAGACUCCAGAUUCGAGUCCAGAAGAUGUCCUGUGUGACGUGUGCGAGGGCAAGAAACUAACAGCGAUAAAAUCCUGUAUGCAGUGUCUGGCAUCUUUUUGCGAGAAGCAUUUACAACCUCACCUCAAGUCUCUGGCAUUUGCAAAGCACAAGUUAACAGAGCCCUCAAGAAAUCUGCAAGAAGGACUUUGCCCAAGACACAAUGAGACAAUGAAGAUGUUUUGUCGAAGAGAGGAGCAAUGCAUAUGUUUUCUUUGUUCAGUUAACGAACAUAGGGGACAUGAUAUAGUGUCGGUGAUAACAGAGAGGGCUCAAAGGGAGAAGGAGCUGGAGAACAGACAGCAAAACAUCCUUCAGAAAAUCACAAAUAGAGAGAAAGAGUCUGAAAUACUGCAAGAGGAAGAAAUGAGUAUCAAUCUCGCUGCUGAUGAAGCAAUAUUUGAAAAUAACACAAAAUUUGAAAACUUGAUUUGUCUUAUUAAGCAAAAGAAACGUGAUUUUGAGAGGGGGGUCCGAACUGAACAGGAGAACAAGGUGCGCCAAGUUGGAGAGAUUCGAAAAAACAUUGUUGGAGAAAUCGCUAAUCUGAAGAGGAUCAAUCUUGAGAUGGAGUUGGUGUCACACAUUUCCGACGACAGCCUAUUUCUGCAAAAGUAUCUAGAACUUUCUGAAACAAUGGACACCCCUGAUUCCGACUACGUCCAACCUCUUCCUGUUCAAUCUUUCAAAGACUUCACAGCAGCAGUUGGAGUUCUGACCAAUAAACUGCAAAACGUCUUGGAAGGUUCAGCAAAUGAAUCUGUGGAUGAUCCAGCUCCUCAGACUAGAGAGGAUUUUCUGAAGUAUGCCCAGAACAUAACACUAGAUCUGAACACAGCCAACACCCAGCUAGCACUUGCCGAUUUCAACAGAAGAGUUACACUCAUAGGAAAACACAUUGAUUAUGUUCAUCACCCGGAAAGAUUUCAAGAUUGGAGGCAGGUUUUGAGCAAACAAAGCCUGACAGGUCGAUGUUAUUGGGAGGUGGAGUGGUCUGGGGAGGAAGGUGUGUAUGUUGCAGUGGCGUACAAGAGUAUUAAAAGGCAAGGAUCCUCCAUAGAUUGCUUAUUUGGGUACAAUGAUAAAUCCUGGGCGUUGUAUUGUGAUAAAAAAAAUUAUGUAUAUUGGUUUAAUGGUGUUAGUUGUCCAGUUUUAGGUCCACGUUCGACUAAAAUAGGAGUCUACUUGGAUCACACGGCCGGGGUGUUGGCAUUUUAUAGCGUGUCUCAAACAAUGACAUUGCUACACAAAGUUCAGGUGACGUUCACUCAGCCACUGCAUGCAGGGCUAUGGCUGUAUUAUCCAAUAGGGAUUACUGCUGCUUUUUGUAAACUCAAAUAAAAAAAAAUCCAUUCAUUCAAAUCUGUAGAUCUAUAAUUUUUAAAAGUUCUACAGAAAUGGAAAGGAAAAAUAGGCAUCAAAAUCCCAAAGACAUUCAUUUGAACUACUUUUUAAAACUGAGUGUUCGACGACUGUAGUUAGUUUGACGGUUUUGUUGUAAUACAGUGGGUUUAUGGGUUUAAAUGAUCAGGUUCAAUAUUUGUGAGUUCCCUCUUAAAUAUGUCUUAUCAAAAUAAAAUGCAAUCAGGUCUCAUUUUGAUUUAUAUUUGACUUUUAUUUGAAUUAACCUGUGUUAUGAUUUACAUU